CUGGACCACCUGCUGUAAGUAUGAGCCUUAAGUACAAGGACGAAAAUGUAACUCGUUCUCAUGAACUGUUGAGCUUAGAAAAUGAAGUUCUUGGAAGAGCUUCACAAUCCUCAUUUCAGAGAUGGGCCUUCACGAGGAAUGCCUUCGCCCGGCCGUGGAUUUUCCAUGAAUUUGACGUUUGA
Marchantia polymorpha subsp. ruderalis is the source of this 182-nucleotide messenger RNA. The record is from the annotation of a GenBank genome assembly. NCBI's taxonomy places the organism in Eukaryota, Viridiplantae, Streptophyta, Marchantiopsida, Marchantiales, Marchantiaceae.